Messenger RNA from Lentinula edodes (shiitake mushroom), 1522 nucleotides. Its product is annotated as PALP-domain-containing protein. NCBI's taxonomy places the organism in Eukaryota, Fungi, Basidiomycota, Agaricomycetes, Agaricales, Omphalotaceae. Gene Ontology annotation, cellular component: cytoplasm. The transcript is spliced from 16 exons. Bases 23 to 1384 code for a protein of 453 amino acids. The record is from RefSeq and is a predicted model, not a curated record. Gene Ontology annotation, molecular function: cysteine synthase activity.
CAGGUUGCUCUUGACCUUCACCAUGUCAUGGUGGCCAACCAUAGGAAAUAUACUGUCUUCCUCAUACAAACCUUCCUCUCAAUCUAGUUUUCGCCAUCUACUGUACGGUAUCAUUCUCGGCUUCUCCUUGUCGUGGACUUCGACCUCCUUGGCUCUUUUCUUUCGAGCGCGUAGGGAGCGACUGGCCACUCAUGAUCACUUCGAACCGAGACCGAUUGAACUUAGGAGUGAUGAAGUUCUAAGUGGCGUAACUGGACUUAUAGGGAAUACACCACUCAUUCGGAUAAACUCUCUCAGUGAUGCUCUCGGCGUUGAGAUUUUAGGAAAAGCCGAAUUCCUUAACCCCGGGGGCAGCGUCAAGGAUCGUGUCGCUUUACGUAUGAUUGAUGAUGCCGAGACUGUUGGCCUUCUACACCCACAUACUGGAUCAAGAAUCUUCGAAGGAACAGUUGGCUCUACUGGAAUAUCUAUCGCCACUAUUGCACGCGCUAGAGGAUAUGAUGUCACUAUCAUCAUGCCGGACGAUGUCGCUGAGGAGAAAGUCAAAGCCCUCCAUGCUCUUGGAGCGGACGUAGAAAGAGUUAGACCCACCAGCAUCGUUGACAAAAAGCAGUAUGUUAACGUUGCUAGACAGCGUGCAAUUGACUUCGGGAAGCACUCUUCAUUCGACAAACCACAUGUUCUUCAAGCACCACCCUCGAUGAUUGUCUCAACUACAGGUGACGAAGAGAAGCCCGAAGACCUUAUGGACAAACCUCGAGGAUUCUUUGCAGAUCAGUUCGAAAAUCGAAGUAAUCACGAUGCGCACUAUGAUGGAACAGGUCCAGAAAUAUGGAGGCAAACUAGCGGGUCCGUAAAUGCGUUCGUGAGUGGUGCUGGAACGGGCGGUACUGUUGCUGGGACUGGAAGGUUCCUGAAAUCCAUGAAUGAAGACAUUAUCGUUGUAAUAUCAGACCCAGAAGGAAGUGGGUUAUACAAUAAGAUUAAACACGGCGUAAUGUUUGAUUACAAGGAGAGCGAAGGCACAAAACGAAGGCACCAAGUCGACACUGUGGUGGAGGGCAUUGGCAUCAAUCGUCUGACUGAUAACAUUUCAUUAGCUCUCCCAAUCAUAGACGAUGCGUUCAGGAUCACCGACGCCGAAGCCGUCGCGAUGUCGCGAUAUCUCGUUCAGCACGACGGGCUCUUCCUAGGAUCUAGCAGCGCCUGUAACCUCUUCGCAUGUAUAAAGCUUGCCCGUAAGAUGGGAUGGCAAAAAGGGCAAACCAUCGUCACGAUAUUGUGUGACUCUGGCAAUCGUCAUUAUUCCAAGUUUUGGAACGACGAGUACCUGAAGAAAGCUGGAAUUCCUGUCAAUCCCGGACUUGUCACCGAGCUCCUGUAGUCGUCUUCAAGACUAUACGUAGAAUAGAUACAAAUGCUGACAUCCUUGGCCCGAGCUUGCUCUUGCGCCACGUUGCAGAUUUUGAGCGCCUACAAGCGCCUAUAGACGUCCACAUGAAUAAUAUUGUUUGUCCUGGUC